AAGCUUCUGGCUUCAGAUCAUUUUUAAUAAGGAAAACCAAAAUAGAAUAAUUACUUACCAAAGACGCGAAUGGCUGGCGGGUGCGAGUGAUUAAAUACGAUUAGAGAGAGAGAGAGAGAGAGAGAGAGAGAGAAAAGCUUGAAACUUUGACGAUUUCGACAUCUAAAAGGAGAUUGUAAUUGACCGCAAGAAAGAGAUUCCUCGGCUCUGUUCGACCCGUUAAAUCGCAUCAAAGCAAGAAUCUUUCAUGACGACCAGUUUCGCAUUCACCGGUGAUGAUGACUCUUCAAAGCAACUCGUCUUGCUUGCAUCCGUUUGUUCCGGCAUGCUCAUGUGCAAAAUCGUUUAUGACUUGACUGGUUUCAUAAGUCCUUUGCUCUUCAGUGCUUAUGGGAAACUCGAUGGCAAAGUUAGAAUGGAAUGGAACAACAGGGGAUUCUCAACGUUCCAUGCUGUUUUUGUUUCUGUGGCUUCAAUCUAUCUCCUGGUGAUUUCAGAUCAGUUUGAUGAGAGUGUUCAUGGUGAUUUAGUCAUCAAUAGUACAACGAGGCUAUCGGAAUCUGUAAUGGGGAUCUCCUUAGGCUAUUUUGUAGCAGACUUAAUGAUGAUCUUUUGGCAUUUUCCUACUCUUGGUGGUGUUGAAUAUGUUUUCCAUCACUGCUUAUCAAUGUUCUCCAUCAUUCUUUCUGUCACAAGUGGACAGGCACAGUUCUACAUAUUCAUGGUUCUCUUAUCGGAGGCCACUACCCCGUUUGUCAACCUACGGUGGUACUUGGAUGCUAGUGGUCAAAAAGGCUCCAAGGCUUACACACUCAAUGGAAUUGCCCUCUUCUUGGGUUGGCUGGUGGCGAGGAUCCUUCUGUUUAUCUACUUCUUUGUACACAUGUACUCCCAUUUCCAUCAGGUGAAGCAAGUGUUUCCACUGGGAUUUUACAGCCUUCUUGCAGUAGGACCGGUCCUGUCAACGAUGAAUCUUCUUUGGUUCUGGAAAAUCACCAAAGGAUUGAUCAAAACAAUCUCCAAGGCGACGGGGAAGAAAAAACAGUGAUGGUCUCUGCUUGACAUGAAAAAAAGGGAUUUGGAUUGCAUUCACUUUGAUCUGUUCAUGAAAAAAGAUUGAUUGAUAUCAUGUUGUUGAUGUGUCUUGGAAGCCUUUUCGGUUUAUAAGACUGCCUUUCUAUGGGAAUUGUAUAUUCACAACCUUCAGCUGUUUCUUAGGUAUUCAACUUGUAAAGUUUUAAGCAGAAUCAGUGUUUCACGUCACUCAGAUUUUAUUGAUGCUAGUUUUAUCAUU
Brassica oleracea var. oleracea is the source of this 1294-nucleotide messenger RNA. Its product is annotated as transmembrane protein 56. The record is from RefSeq and is a predicted model, not a curated record. Lineage: Eukaryota; Viridiplantae; Streptophyta; Magnoliopsida; Brassicales; Brassicaceae. The transcript has 9 exons. Gene Ontology annotation, biological process: lipid homeostasis. Gene Ontology annotation, cellular component: endoplasmic reticulum; membrane. The coding region runs from base 248 to 1048 and encodes 266 amino acids.